UAAAGAACCCUGGGUGCCUGACUGGAUAGAUGUGUCACAUCCAGCCAUAGGAGAGUCCAAGAGGGAGGCCAGUUCUGAUUGCUGGCAUGGACUGGAGGGUUCUGUAGAGGAAGUGUCCCAGUUUGAGACUUGUAAGGCCUGGUUGAAGGCCUAUUCCUGUGAUAUGUGUGACCCAGUCUUGAAAAACAUUUUGCACCUUGCUGAACAUGAGGGAACACAACUUGGACAGAAGACAUAUACAUGUGAGGCAUGUGGCAGAAGCUUCAGGAUCAGUAUGAACCUUCACCAGCCAAAGGAGCACAGUGUUAAGAAGCACUUCAUGUGCUGGGCAGAUGAGAAUGUCCAAGAAGGCCAUAAUGUCCAGCACCAGGCCACCAGCAGCAAAGGGAAGUUGUGCAGGAACACCCAACACAGGGCAGUCUUCCCAUCAGGCAGCCAUGGGCAGCAGCAGGGCAUCUGUAGUACACAGAAGUCUUUCAAAUGCAGUGACUGUGGAACAAGCUUCCAGAAGGCCUUUACUAUCCUUGACCACCUGAUAACUCACUCUGAAGAGAAACACUUCAGAUGCCCAACAAGGGGAAAUGGCCCCAAGGAGAACUUAAAUCAUGUUAAUGACCAAAAAUUUCACACUGAAAGACCAUCUCAUAUAUGUAAGAAAUGUGGGAAGGCCUUCACCUACCUAUUUAAACUGAGAUCGCAUCAGAAAGCUCACACUGGAAAGUCAUGUCAUACUUGUAGCAAAUGUGGCAAAGCUUUCACCCGCAAACACUCGGUGGUUCUGCACCAAAGGGUUCAUACUGGUGAAAGGCCUUAUGAGUGCGACCAGUGUGGGAAAGCCUUUGCUCACAGCUUCCAAGUUCUUCGGCAUCAGGUAGUUCACAGCACAGAAAAGCCUCAUGAAUGCAAACAGUGCCGGAGAGUCUUUCGUUGCAUCUCUAACUUUGUCAAACACCAGAAAAUACACAAUGGAGAAAGGCCUUAUCAAUGCAAUCAGUGUGGGAAAGCCUUCAUUGACAGGUCCCACCUGAUUCGUCAUGAGAAACUUCAUAACACAGAAAGGUCUUUUGAGUGUAGUGAAUGUGGGAAAUCCUUCCGACAAACCUCCAAGCUUGUUCAGCAUCAAAGGACUCACACUGGAGAAAGACCUUAUAAGUGCAACCAGUGUGGGAAAGCCUUCAGUUGCCUCUCCAACCUUGUUCCACACCAGCGAAUUCAUACUGGAGAAAAGCCUUAUAAAUGUUCAAAAUGUGGAAAAGCCUUCAUUCAAAGCUCUGCUCUCACUCAGCACCAGAAGGUUCACACUGGAGAGAGGCCUUACAAAUGCAGUGAAUGCGGGAAAGCCUUCAGUUAUAGGUCUAACCUUGUUAAGCACCAGAAAGUUCACACUGGAAAGAAGCUGUAUGAUUGCAGCUGGUGUGGGAAAGCCUUUACUGAAAGCUCCAUCCUCAGUCAGCACCAGAGAAUCCACACAGGAGAAAGGCCUUAUGAUUGCAGUAAGUGUGGAAAAGCUUUCCGCUUUAUCUCUAACCUAUCCAAGCACCAAAAGGCUCAUGCUAGAGAUGAGCAUUCCAAAUACACAGGACAUGGGAACACCCUCGGGCUUUCUUCUGCUGCAUUGUAAAAGCACUACUCAUGAGAACACUUAGGUGAGGAGAACUUUUCUAAGGAAGCCAUCAGACAAAAGAUGUAACUUACCUCCCAACAUCCCUCACCGGGAGAAGUACCUAUCAGUAGUGCCAAAAACCUGGAAAGCUCUGAGGAGCCUUGUUAGUUACACGUUCUAUUCAGUCCAUGUCCUUUGUCGAUUGUGUCACUAUCCUGUCAUCUCACCUCUAGCUGGAAGGCCUCACAGUGUGUGCCUGACAUACUCAGGGAAGGCAGUGCCUGUGCUCUUGUUCCCUGGAAGUAGUGACGGGAGUCCUCUGGGGUCAUCUCAGUCUCUGCUUCUCUCCCCUAUCCCCACUGGCAUAGGCUCUGCCCUGACCUAGGUCUCUCCAAGCGGACCCAGAGUCUGCUAAUGACAUCCAGAGCUUUCUUUUCCAAAGACUUGAGUCUCCAGAUGACAUCUGCAGUAGAUUGUCUAGCCUCUAAAAGACUCAACCUUGAAUCCACUUGCCUCCAGAGAGUGAUAAUAAAAGCUUUACUGUUAAAACCAUC
Molecule: messenger RNA, 2157 nt
Organism: Nannospalax galili (Upper Galilee mountains blind mole rat)
Lineage: Eukaryota; Metazoa; Chordata; Mammalia; Rodentia; Spalacidae
Product: zinc finger protein OZF-like
Exons: 2
Coding region: 164-1621 (485 amino acids)
Biological process (GO): regulation of transcription by RNA polymerase II
Molecular function (GO): DNA-binding transcription factor activity; RNA polymerase II cis-regulatory region sequence-specific DNA binding
Source: RefSeq, a predicted model, not a curated record